AUGAGUCUGAGAUCAUUUCAAAGGGUGUUCCAAAACCCGCAAGCUCGCAGAUUGCUUUCAAAUGCGCCGGACAAUGCACCGACAGCUUCUGAUAACGAGUUUUGGCUUCGAAACCUAGGAAAAGGCCAACGUAGGGUCCUGGUAUCCGACGAGAAUAGGACGGAAACCAUAAAUCAGCAAGUGGAAACUUCCGUGAAAGUAGACCCGUCCUUUCAAAUUAUGUCAACACCACCCGAAACUCCAUACAUCAACGUAAAAGCUUCCCUUUCGCGCUUCACCACUGUUAGUUAUCUACAACCGAAGAACCAGCGGCACGCCCAGGCUAAAGAGUUUGUCGAUUUGAAAGUACUUAGAUUAAAAAGCGGAAAAGGUGGGAACGGCUCCGUUUCCUUCUUCAGAGACGCAGGAAGGGCGAUUGGACCACCUGAUGGCGGUGACGGGGGAGAUGGUGGUGGAAUUUACGUUCAAGCUGUCGAAGGAUUGAAUAGCCUUGCCAAAUUGAAGACGAGUUAUAGGGCCGCUGACGGCGGAGAUGGAGCUGCAAGACAGCUCGAUGGCGCUCGUGGAAAGGAUGUUCUGAUACUAGUUCCGGUUGGCACUGUGAUAAAAUGGUGUAUGGAUCCGCUGACCGUUCGUGAUGCUGUUCAAGCUUGGAGAGGUGCUAACAGGACGGCUCUUCGAGAUGCCCUCCAUCAAAAGACUGUAAAUUUACAUUGCACAGGGCGUUUUGAAAUGGAUCAAAAGCCCACGCAUAUUCAGUUAUUCCGUGAAUCUUAUGAGCCCGGUGAGGGCUGGUAUUUUAAGGGCAAAGACAAGGCCUACCACGAAGAAAAGCCGUGGUUUGUAGAACUGAACGAUAAAGUGAAAGUUUUCGAUUUAGAAGCCGCCGAGUCACAGCUCAAAAAUGACAGAUUUCCUCUUUGUGGGCUAGACCUAGACAAGCCGAACGAAAAUCCUAUUUGCCUCCUAAAAGGUGGCAAAGGUGGUCUCGGAAACAUGCACUUUCUCACAAACGUUAUCCGAAACCCGCGCUUUGCCAAAGUGGGACGAGAUGGCCUUGAACAGCAUUUCAUGUUUGAACUGAAAACUCUGGCAGAUUUAGGUUUGGUUGGUUUACCGAACGCUGGUAAAUCCACUAUUCUCAACUGCAUAUCCAACGCUAAACCUAGAGUAGGUCAUUGGGACUUUACCACCACGCAUCCCAAUGUGGGAACAGUUGAACGGGGUUUUGACGGUCUCAGUUUUACCGUUGCCGAUAUACCGGGCAUAAUAAAGGGUGCUUCCGAUGACAGAGGUAUGGGCCUUGAGUUUAUUAGACACAUCCAGCGAUCUCGAGGCUGGGUAUUUGUGCUCAGCUUGGGAAAUGAGGAUCCCUUGGAGGAUUUAAACCUGUUAAUCUCAGAGCUUGGUGGCCUUGAGGAUGUUUCCAAAAAAAAUGUUCUGGUGGUGUGCAAUAAGGCGGAUAUCGAUUAUGAAAAUCCUGCCAGUCAGACCAAAUUCAACAAAAUUCGUCAAUUUUGCGAAGCUCGAGGCUGGGAUAUCGUGCCGGUUAGUGCUCUGAAGGGACAGAACAUCGAUGUCUUAUUGCAAAAGAUGGCAGUAUGCGCCGGAAAGGCUUGA
Messenger RNA from Lachancea sp. 'fantastica', 1620 nucleotides. The record is from the annotation of a GenBank genome assembly. NCBI's taxonomy places the organism in Eukaryota, Fungi, Ascomycota, Saccharomycetes, Saccharomycetales, Saccharomycetaceae.